Oryza brachyantha (malo sina) is the source of this 1097-nucleotide messenger RNA. Its product is annotated as transcription factor HY5-like. The transcript has 3 exons. The coding region runs from base 231 to 824 and encodes 197 amino acids. Gene Ontology annotation, biological process: response to far red light; regulation of photomorphogenesis; positive regulation of transcription by RNA polymerase II. The record is from RefSeq and is a predicted model, not a curated record. Gene Ontology annotation, cellular component: nucleus. Gene Ontology annotation, molecular function: DNA-binding transcription factor activity, RNA polymerase II-specific. Lineage: Eukaryota; Viridiplantae; Streptophyta; Magnoliopsida; Poales; Poaceae.
AUCCGAUCUGCAUCUGUGCUGCUUGCUCCUCUUCUCCCUCCCUCCCUCCCACCCACCCUUCGUCCUCGCCGGCGCUUCGUCCUCGCUUGUCUCCCCGAGAUUUGAGCUUUUUGUUUGGGUUCUCGCGGCGGCGGCGGAGGAGGAGGAGGUGCGGUGGUUGGUGGGGGAGAUCUUGAUCUGUAAUCUGUAGUCUGUAAUCUGCUGGUUGUUGGAGAGGAGUGGGGAGGGGGAUGGCGGCACAGGAGCAGGAGCAGGAGAAGCAGCAGGCGAAGACGAGCACGACGAGCUCGCUGCCGUCGAGCAGCGAGCGGUCCUCCAGCUCGGCCCCCAACAACCUCAAGGAAGGAGGGGUGGAGAGCGACGAGGAGAUACGGCGGGUGCCGGAGAUGGGCGGGUCGGCGUCGUCGGGGGCGGGGGCGGACGAGCGGCAGGGCAAGGAGGGCGGCGGGAAGCAGCAGGGGGCGGGGGGAGCGGCCGGCGCCGGGCAGGAGCAGGCCCCGCCGGCGAGGAAGCGCGGGCGGAGCGCCGGCGACAAGGAGCAGAACCGGCUGAAGCGGCUGCUGCGGAACCGCGUGUCGGCGCAGCAGGCGCGCGAGCGGAAGAAGGCGUACAUGACGGAGCUGGAGGCGAAGGCCAAGGACCUCGAGCUCCGGAAUGCCGAGCUCGAGCAGCGCGUCUCCACCCUCCAGAACGAGAACAACACCCUCCGCCAGAUACUCAAGAACACGACGGCGCACGCCGGCAAGAGGAGCGGCGGCGGAGGAGGCGGAGGCGGCAAGGGCGGUGACGGCGGGGGCAAGAAGCACCACUUCACCAAGAGCUAGGAGAGUGCGGCGGCGGCAAGGGUUGUGUGCUAGGAAUUGAAUUGUUCGUCUGAUCUGACCAUUGUUAGGGGACAUCGUCGAUGUUGCUGUUGUUCUUUGUUGUUGUUGACGUUUUUUCCCGUUUCUUCUGCUUCUUCGCUGUUCUUCUCCUACGCUUCGUCGUCUGCCUCUUCGCUGAUGGCUGCCAUUGCUGCUGUAGUGCUGUUGUUGAAACUGUUGUAUUUUAGUAGUGCUAGUGUUUUUACCGUUUACUUAUCGAAAGCUUAAGCUGCA